Yarrowia lipolytica CLIB122 is the source of this 1377-nucleotide messenger RNA. RefSeq lists its product as uncharacterized. Gene Ontology annotation, cellular component: nucleus. NCBI's taxonomy places the organism in Eukaryota, Fungi, Ascomycota, Dipodascomycetes, Dipodascales. Gene Ontology annotation, biological process: intracellular iron ion homeostasis; positive regulation of transcription by RNA polymerase II; intracellular copper ion homeostasis. The record is from RefSeq and is a predicted model, not a curated record. Gene Ontology annotation, molecular function: RNA polymerase II cis-regulatory region sequence-specific DNA binding; DNA-binding transcription factor activity, RNA polymerase II-specific; copper ion binding.
AUGAUUCUCGUCCAGGGCGAAAAGUACGCGUGUCUCAACUGCAUCCGCGGUCAUCGGAGUUCCACCUGUGACCAUACUAACCGACCUCUGGUGCAAGUUCGAAGAAGAGGACGGCCAAACCAUGCCUGUCAACACCGUCUCGCAGUUAUCGCCGAGCCCACCUGCUCGUGUGGAAUGACUGCUGUGCUUGUUCCCGAGCACUCGGUGGCUGGAAUCAAGGAGGAGGACAAAAAGCCUGGCAGUUCGGCGCUCAAGAAGACCACCAAGAGUGUGGGAAUCAUUCGAAUCGGAGCGCACUCCAAAAAGAUUAUCGACACUUCAAACGGAAAGGUGACUGUGUUGGACACGCCAGUGAACCAGUUUCUCAAGGAGAAUCCCAGCGGAAACUGCACAUGUGCUGCCUCAGGCCUGGAGCCCGAAGAGUACUUUGACAGACUGAAGCAGAAGUCGUCCUGUUGCAGUAAGGAGGAGAAGCCGGCUUCUAACGGAUGCUGCAGUGGGAAUAAGGUCAAGAAGGAAGAGGAGAGUCUUCCGAGUCGUAUGCAUGGAAAUGGAGGGCAUGUGGCCAGCAGUCAUGUGGGUAAUAAUAGUCACGUGAACAGCAGUAGCCCCAUGAACCCCAGUCCUGCUGCUGCACAUAUCAACCACAGCCAAAACUCGACACAAGCUCUGCCUGGAGUCAACACCAUUUACCAGGGACCGGGUGUGAUACAGGGCCAGGGUCAGACCCAGGGACAGGUCAACGGGUACCACUACAACAGUUAUUACCAGCAGCCGUCGUACAUGUACAACUCGGCAUACUAUGCUGGCCAUACAGUCCAGGUUCAGUCUGAGGGUCACGGUAUGAAUGGGGUGAAUGGACACGGACAUGGUAUUCAGCUGGGUCUUCCAGGCCAGAGUCUUCCAGGCCAGAGUCUUCCAGGCCAGAGUCUUCCGGGUCAGAGCAUUCCUCAGGGUGUUCAAGGACAGAGCAUGGCACAGGGAGUUCCUCAGGGCCAAAAUGUUCAGGUUAUGACGCAAGCACAGACUAUGCCACAGGUUCAGACCCAGGUUCAGACCCCAAACCAGGAGGUACAGAUCCAAAUGUCCCAGACCAACGCCAAUUCGCCCAUGCUUGGCCAAAUCGACCCGUCGUUCUCGCAAAUGUGGAAAGGAGAGACACCCCAGGAGCCUGCCCAGCCUCAUGUUUCGGCAGACUCGGGGCCGGAAGACAGACUCACGCCAGAGGAGUUCUUCGACAUGUACUUUGCACCCACAUGUUCGAUUCCUGGCCAGUGCGGUUGUGGAGACGGCUGUCAGUGUAAGGGAUGUCCUACUCACGACUCUCAGACAGAACUGGAAGGCGUUUCCUCAGGGGAGAGGUUUACUUGGGAGUAG